AUGUAUCAGCCCUCUCACUUUUUCUUCUUCCUCAUCUCGAAUCCUACUUUGUAUCAGCCUGGGACUUUGGAAAUCAUGACAGACGACAAAAACAACAACCGCAACGAUCGCAACCGCAAUGAAUGGCAUGAUGAAGCAAACCCAUUCGUUGCCUUCCGCCGUUAUGCCGACGAACAGGUAUCCACCCUGCUUCAAUCUAUCACAGGUCUACCCUCAGCAGUGACGCCACCUCAUAAUGACCGUUGGGAAAUAUUCACCGAAGACCACGGCUACGAAAGCAGAGGGGCGCUUCAAAGGACCGGCAAUAACUCAGACAGAGACCGCCAGACCGACAAUUAUCGUGGCGGCGAUCGCGACAGCGAACACCACCCCAAGAGAUGGUACAACGGACCAUCCGACUUUUUCGGCCUUGAUUCCUUCUUACUUCCACUCGCCUCACACCUAUUCCACUCCAGUCACAGCCUCUUUCCGGAUAUGUUUGAAGACCCCGCCUCGCCUACUUGGCCGAUCGCCUAUAUCAUGUUCAGCCCCUACUCUCCUCUCCACUUAGAGCGCCAAGCACACUACCACGCUCAUCGCGACGAGGGCAUCUUCUCAUCUAUAAUGUCUUCCUUAUAUCUCGAUUCUGAACGUGAUUCGUCAGAGCCACAAUGGAGGGAGGCAUUUGAGGACCUUCUCCGGCUUGAAAACGGGAAGCCAAUGCUAAAUCGCGAUCCCACUGGAAAAUCCGAGUCAGGAAAAGAUUGGUUGCAUGGGCUCGUCAAACGAGGCAGCUUGGGUGAUCAGUGGAGGUUCGUGCCUGGAACGGAGAACCAACCCUGGUCCGGCAUCACUUUCGCAGGUCACCAAGAUCAAGAGAAGGAUCAAAGUCGCUCUCGGUCUGUACCCGAGAAAGAGAUCGACGACGUAUCUACAAGCGCCGAUACAGAGCUGGAAUUGUACGAACGUUUCUUAUCCGACAUUGAAAACAGGGAACGCGAAUUCUUCAGUGGUGUCUCUGAGAGCCCCCUCCUUCGACUUCUUCUAGCAGAGAAAAGACAACAACAAGAAGAGUUCGACAAUCAUCGAAGUGGUCCACCCAAAACCGAUGAACGCAGCGAUAGCAAUGAUCCCCGUAUCGAUCUAGUGUCUGGUGGAAACAAAGAAUCUGUUUAUGAAACACCACACGGUUCCACCGAGAGCUCUCCAGACCAUGCCUCCGACCAACUAUCUCGAGUGGUUUCUACCAUGACCCGGACGGAGCGCGUACAAUUACCCGAUGGCUCUGUCAAAAGUACCAUCGUUAAAACAAAGCGCUUCGCAGACGGCCGAGAAGAAGAAGAUUCUUCUGUGGAGGUAUCUCACCCUCAACAUGAAGCCUCUGAUUCCCAAAAUUCCAAGAAUGGCUGGUUUUGGAAGGACUGA
Messenger RNA from Penicillium brevicompactum, 1404 nucleotides. RefSeq lists its product as uncharacterized. The coding region runs from base 1 to 1404 and encodes 467 amino acids. The transcript has a single exon. Lineage: Eukaryota; Fungi; Ascomycota; Eurotiomycetes; Eurotiales; Aspergillaceae. The record is from RefSeq and is a predicted model, not a curated record.